GCCCUGAGCCGCCGGGGAGAGCGGCAGAGCGGGAGGCAGGCGCAGGGCACGCUCCCCUGGAGGGCCCUUGCGGCGCGGGGCACAGUCCCUAAGCCGCCUGGGUCGCCUGCGACGCGGGAGCGCAGCGCGGGCUCCCACUCGCCAUGAGCCACCUCUUCAGUCCCCGGCUGCCUGCUCUGGCCGCCUCGCCCAUGCUCUAUCUGUACGGCCCCGAGAGACCCGGGCUGCCUCUGGCCUUCGCCCCCGCGGCCGCUCUGGCGGCCUCGGGCCGGGUGGAGCCCCCCCAGAAGCCGCCCUACAGCUACAUCGCGCUCAUAGCCAUGGCGAUCCAGGAUGCGCCUGAGCAGAGGGUCACACUCAACGGCAUCUACCAGUUCAUCAUGGACCGCUUCCCUUUCUACCAGGAUAACCGACAGGGCUGGCAGAACAGCAUCCGCCACAACCUCUCGCUCAACGACUGCUUUGUCAAGGUGCCCCGCGAGAAAGGACGGCCCGGCAAGGGCAGCUACUGGACGCUGGACCCUCGCUGCCUGGAUAUGUUCGAGAAUGGCAACUACCGGCGCCGGAAGAGGAAGCCCAAGCCGGGCCCCGGAGCCCCGGAGGCCAAGCGGGCCCGCGCCGAGCUGCAGGAGCGCGGCGCAGAAGCGCAGCCGGAGGUGGGGAGCGGGGGAGCGCGCCCCCGCCCCGCGACCCCCAUCCACGAGGGAGCGCCUGCGCGCCCCUCGCCCCUCCGGGAAGGCUCCUCUCCUCCAGCGUCCCUCCACUGGCCCCGGCCCGCGUCCCCCUCUGGGGACGCAGGCGACGCGCUCCAGGGCGCAGCGGCCGUGGCCGCCAGCCAGCCCGCGCGCACGGUGGAUGGCUCGCGGUCCCCUCCGCGCCCCGCCUCCCGCAGUUCUCCGAAGAGCUCGGACAAGUCCAAGAGCUUCAGCAUAGACAGCAUCCUGGCAGGACGGCAGGGGCAAAAGCCGGCUGGAGGGGGCGAGCUCCUGGGGGGCGCCAAGCAGGGGCCCGGCGGCUGUCUGGGCGCCUCGCUUCUGGCCACCUCCUCCGGCCUCCGUCCACCUUUCAACGCUUCCCUGAUGCUCGACCCGCACGUCCAGGGCGGCUUUUACCAGCUCGGGAUCCCUUUCCUCUCCUAUUUCCCUCUGCAGCUCCCCGACACGGUGCUUCAUUUCCAGUAAAGCAAACAGUGCCUCAUUUUUCCCCUGCCCUGGUCUGAGCUUCUUGUGAGCAACCAGGACUCCCACCGCUGGAGAAAGAAGUUGCAUGUGUUUUUUAAAAAAUGGUUUCCUCUGCCGACUCCUGGGAAGUAUUAGCAACCUCUGCGCAGGGAUGGGCACACUCCCCUGCCUCCUGCAAGGCGGACCUUCCCAGAACCCAGAGCAGCUUCGGAGAUUUAAAAGACGCUGCCCACGCUGGGACUUGGGCAUCUCAGACCUCCUACUGCGGGAGCAGGAAAAUUCCUUGACCUUAGGUCAGUCCCACUGGCUACCCAGACAGGCCCUGCGUGUCUGGGGAACGGGAGGGCCCAGACAACCCGAGGGCAGAUACAUGGCCGCAGUGUGGUCCUUUCUAUCUGAGAGCCACGGUCUGACCAUCACCAGCUCGCUUGUCACUGUGGCCCGGGCCUUGGCUUUGAGCUCGUCGGAGUGAUGCGUGUUCACAGCUAGGUUUGUCCCUGAAGUCCAGGGAGAAUUUUUCUCUUUUCCUUUCUAAAUAGUAAAAGGAACAUGCUAUAUUCUUUGGCUAAAAUGCUUGAUUCUUUUUACUGUAAGGACUGCCCUCUGAAAACAUCUGUAUUAACAACUUCUAUUAAGAAAGUGCACUCUAUAUAAUUUAGCAUUUUGUUGCAUUAUGAUAGCUUGUUAAUCAAUACACAUGUUCUCCAACGCAUGUUACCAGCAAUAGCCAUCCUCCUAUCUUUUGCUUUUUUGUUUAAGGGGUCGAAAGAUUUCUGGAGACACCGGAAGUGUGUGAGGGGGAGGGAAGAUGUCUAAGACAGUGGAAGAUUUUCCAUUUCCAUGUUUUUUUCAAGAUCUAGGCUUGACUGUUGCUACAUUUUCCAGAAUUGUGUAGUGAAGGACUACUUUUCAUCAAAAGAGCUGGGUGAAACAAACACAUGGAAAGCAAGUAGAGGGAGAGAUGGGUUAGUGCCAGGAGGAGUAAGGGAGCCCACUGGUGUCUGUGGAGGCGGCUCUCUGGACCCCAAGGAACAGGAGGCCUGGUGGGAGGCUUCCCAGCUGACUGCAACUGGCCCCCCCCUCCAAGCCCCAACCAGGCAGGCCC
Molecule: messenger RNA, 2286 nt
Organism: Balaenoptera acutorostrata (minke whale)
Lineage: Eukaryota; Metazoa; Chordata; Mammalia; Artiodactyla; Balaenopteridae
Gene: FOXL1
Product: forkhead box L1
Exons: 1
Coding region: 144-1181 (345 amino acids)
Biological process (GO): regulation of transcription by RNA polymerase II; cell differentiation; anatomical structure morphogenesis
Molecular function (GO): RNA polymerase II cis-regulatory region sequence-specific DNA binding; DNA-binding transcription factor activity, RNA polymerase II-specific
Source: RefSeq, a predicted model, not a curated record